Messenger RNA from Musca vetustissima, 816 nucleotides. RefSeq names its product putative cyclin-dependent serine/threonine-protein kinase DDB_G0272797/DDB_G0274007. NCBI's taxonomy places the organism in Eukaryota, Metazoa, Arthropoda, Insecta, Diptera, Muscidae. The transcript has a single exon. The coding region runs from base 1 to 816 and encodes 271 amino acids. The record is from RefSeq and is a predicted model, not a curated record.
AUGUUAAGUUCGUUGGAUGCUUUGGCUAGUAAAAUAUCACCUGGCUCAGGAAAUAAUUCUCCGUCCCAGCAGCAGCAGCAACAACAAAAUCAGUCGUCUACCCAGGUUCAACAAACAUUGUCACGUUCCAUUCUACGCAGCCCUUUGUAUCAGACAGAUUUGAAGGCAGACAACAAUAUACACGAUUGUGCCGACAACCAGUCAAAUCAGUCAUUACGUUUAAACGGCAAUCAAACCCAGCAGCACCAGCCCUCCCACCACCACAGCAAUCACCACCACCACCAUCUGCAUCAGCAUCAUCAUAACAAUGGCCUCGAUAGCAAUGGCAACAAAUUAUGCCACAUCACUCACAAUUCCAUACAUCCAUAUCACAAACAACCGAAUUCACCGAACAAUGGUAGCAGUCAACAAUAUCAGGCGCACAACCAACAACACCACAGUCACCAGCAUCAAUCCCACCACAAUCACCUGCUGCAUCAUCAGGCCAAAUUGGCCAACUACCAGCAGCAGCAAUCAUCAUCAAAUUCAACAUCGCCACCCACCACACCAUUGCCGUUAUCCUCAUUAUCACCCCAGGAAUGUGCGCAGCAGCGACAACAGCAACAUGAACUGUUUCAGCAGCAGCUGCAGCAGCAACAACAACAGCAGCAGCAGCUUCUCCAGCAACAACGUGAACGAGAACAAGACCAGGAACAGCAGCUACAAUCGUCAUCAUCGGUUGCAUCGCCUCCUAUGUCACCACCCACACCCACAUCACAGUCUUAUGACGAAACUGAUUCCCAGCAUGAAUUUGGCAGUUGUCUGAAGGAAAAGUAA